Lucilia sericata (common green bottle fly) is the source of this 2971-nucleotide messenger RNA. Its product is annotated as G patch domain-containing protein 1 homolog. Gene Ontology annotation, molecular function: RNA binding. Gene Ontology annotation, cellular component: nucleus. The record is from RefSeq and is a predicted model, not a curated record. Gene Ontology annotation, biological process: mRNA processing. Lineage: Eukaryota; Metazoa; Arthropoda; Insecta; Diptera; Calliphoridae.
UUUGACAUUUUGUGCAUAAAAAAUGUAAACAAAACGUUUCAUUUGUUUAGUUGAUUUGUUAUUUGCAAAUUUUUUGUUAAAAAAUAACAUGUUUUCUGAACAAAAUCUACACAAAUUUGGCACCUCAUUGCCUCUACUGGAAUUGGAUCAGGUGCCCUCCAAGAAACCUUUAUAUGUUCAAGAUCAAAUUGCCACCGAUGAACAGGGACGUCGACGUUUUCAUGGUGCCUUUACAGGAGGCUUUAGUGCCGGCUAUUGGAAUACGGUGGGUUCCAAAGAGGGAUGGACACCUCAAUCGUUUAAAAGUUCACGCUCUGAAAAGGCCUCGGAAAAGUUACAACAAAGACCGGAAGAUUUUAUGGAUGAUGAGGAUCGUGGUGAAUUUGGUAUAGCUCCAAAAAGUAUAAAAAUCAAUGAAGAUUUUACUAGUGCACCGGAGCAAUCAACGGAAAAAAGAAAACGUAAGUUUUUGCAAAAUGAUUUGCAGCCCAUACCCGGCGAGCCGGUAUUGCAGCAGCUGAUUAAACCCAUUAAAGACAAGGCGGCAGUUCGCAUAUUAAAAACCUGGGGUUGGCGUCCGGGACAAGGUAUAGGUCCUCGUCAAACCAGGAAAGAAAAAAAGAAAGCAAGGGAACGAAAUAAAAAGGAAUUGUAUCUAAUGGAGAAAUAUGGCUGCGAAAUGCCCUCUACCAGCAACAAAAACUCCUUAAACACAGAUGACGAGGAGGAAGAUGAUGAGGAAGACUCCGAAGAAGAGGAAGAUGAGAUAACUUUUGCUCCCGCAGACUGUGAAUUGCCUCCCUGUCAAAUUAAACAAGACAGAUAUGGCAUAGGUUAUGAACCCUUGAGCAGGCAAUCGGUUUUGGGCGGCAACUUAAUGCAAAAACCCACGGAGCAUAUUAAUCUUUUCCAAGCCUUAGAGACAGUGGGUAAAAACAAUCAAAAAAUUUCCUUCACCGGACAGGCUUUUGGUGUAGGAGCUUUAGAGGAAGAUGAUGAUGAAGAUGUCUAUGCUUUAGAUGAUAUGACACGUUAUGAUUUUAGCCUAGAAGACAAAAAAACCAAGAAAAUUAAGAAAAAAUCUAAUGAUAUAGAAGAUUUAGUUUUUGGUGAAUUCAUGCUGGAUAGAAAUCCUGCUAAAUUGCCGGUCUACAAAGUAGAAAUACCUUUUGGUUGGCAUCCUCGCAAUUGGUAUGAAAAACGUUCUCGGUUUGAGCCAUUAGAUCCUAGAAAACAAAAACAUUUAGAUAAAAUAUUUACCAACCACUCCCAGGAGCAAAAUAUGACACGAGAAAAGAGAGCCGAACUUUUGGAUGAGGAAUUAAGGAAGACACAACCAACAGCUUCAGCCGAAAAACCCCGAGAUAUAAAGCAGAGAACUGUAGAAGAACUGCAGCAAGAGUAUAAAGAAAGAAAGGAGAAAACUAAAAGUCUUUUGGAGAAAAUUACCGCCAAAUCUUCUAGCUUUACUAAAGGCGGUAUUAUAUCAAUUGAAGGCGAAGAGAAACCUUUGUCCGCGGAAGACAUAAGUUCUGCCUUUAAGCCUUUUGCCACAGAUGAAAGGAAACAGAAACGUUAUGAAAUGUUUUUGUCCAAAGAAUUCAAAAAUGAGGCAGAAAUUGAGGAGUUUUUGAAAACCAUCCAACCGGUGGAACUGUCCUUGUGGGAUAGACAAAUGGAGCUGAAAGAAUUUCAACAGGCGAAAAAGUUGUAUAGACCUCUAAAGGGCAUAAUGUCGGAUAGAUUCAUUACAGAAUCCGAAAUCAAGGCCGUUGAGAGCGAAACCAAAAAGGUGGAUAACAAACAGAUCGUAGUAGAACGUACUAAACAGAUGUGGAAGCCUCAUAGUUUGCUGUGCAAACGUUACAAUAUAGCUGAACCUUUCAAAGGAUUAAUGGAAGAUGAUAAAAAAUCCAAAUCGAAACAAAAGAAAUUAUCGGUUUUCGAUUAUUUGGAAACAUCUAUCAACAAAAAAGAAGAUUUCCAAACGCCCGUAAUAAUACCAAAACAUAUAGGAAAACCUCAAGAAAUCAUCAAGCAGACAAAUGCAAAUGAGCAACAAACAACAUCUACUAACAGCAAACAAGUAGAGGAUAUACCUAAGGAAUCUGCUGCUUUAGAAUGGCAGGAAGUUUUAAAUCCUUCAGAUAAAACUUCUAAGGAAAAGCAAACCUUUACUUUCAAACCUAAAACGGAAUUAGAAAAACAAGUGGUAGAAAGUAUAAACAAACCGGUAGCAGAGAAAAAGGAAUUAUUUAAGUCCAUAUUCUCGGACAGUGAAAGUGAGGAGGAAGAAGAGGAAGGCAAUAAAAUGGAUUCAUUAACACAGCUAAGUAAACCACUAAAUGCGGCUGCCGCCAAUUUGUUACGGAAUAAUUCUCCCCCAAGAGGUAUAUUUAAAGCUUUAUUUAGCUCUAAUAACAAAGAAACUGAAAAGGAGCCAGAAAAGGAAAAGGAUAAGGAACCAGAAAGUAACCAAGAUAAACUACCUAAAGCUGCAACUAAUCUGCCGCCGGAAAAUGCUAAAGUUUUAUUUAAACCCAAAUCUGCCAGAGAACCUAAAGAAUUGCAAACUCUUGAAGUAGUAACCAAUAUCUAUGGUCCCGCAUUACCUAAAACUUUAACCACAAACAAACCCUUAGAAAAUACGAAUCCCCUUAAAUCCUCUAUAGAUGACAAACUUUUAGAAUUGUAUCAGAAACACAAACCUAAACUGCAAGUGACUGAAAAAUGGAUAGAGAAGGAUUCAAAACAUGAUUCUACGGAUACAGACGACAGUUCGGAGGAUUCGGAUUCUUCCUCAACAAGUGCGGAGGAAUCGGUUAGAAAGAAAAAGAAAUUAAAGAAAUCGAAGAAGAAAAAAUCUUCGGAUCAUAAACAUAAAAAACAUAAGGAUAAUAAAUUGGAAAAGUCAAGAAAGCAUGAUAAAAAGAAGAAGAAACAUAAAAAGAAAUAAAGGAAGAUGUGUGAA